Pocillopora meandrina is the source of this 589-nucleotide messenger RNA. The record is from the annotation of a GenBank genome assembly. Lineage: Eukaryota; Metazoa; Cnidaria; Anthozoa; Scleractinia; Pocilloporidae.
AUGUCCAGAAGAUAUAACCUAUCCAUAGACAAUAUCUACGCUGGAAAUUCCCCUCAUGCCAACCUCUUGUCAACAAAAACGCAACUAUUGUCUGGAGCAGAUACAUCCUUACAAUUAUUGCUUCCACAUAAUUGCAUAACAGGAAGUCUAGAUCUCCACAUCCCUGAGUGGAUCUGGAAGAAAGCUGGUAGAAUACUCCCCCAAUCAAACACCAUCUUCCCAGCACCCUUGAGGGACUCCAAAAUAAGGACAUUCUCCAUUAUGUCUGAAAGAGGGAGUAUUCCACACUUUGUUCAAGUGAACACAAACUUUAAAGCCACCUGUACAUGCACAAAUUUCAAACCAAAACAAAUAUGUUGAAGGUGCCCUUGACAAGUUCAUGACAUGGUUCAAGGGGCAGAGGAUCAAGGGUGGACUCUCAUCAGUGGUGGCUAUUAACAUUGACACAAGAGCAUCUGGUCAAAAGCAAGGUCCAAAGAAGCAAAGAAAAACAAGAGAAAAUAUUGACUUUGUCCCAACUAUGUCUUCCUCGUUUCUAGACAUGGCAACAACAAGUGCGACUUCAAGUUUGACUUCAUUUGCUACUUGA